UGAACAUAUGAACGUCAUACGAUAGAUAAUCAUAUGAAGAUGCUUGAACGUAAAUACCUUAAAUACAAAUACUAAUCAUAAUAAUGAAUGUGUUAAGUUCUUCUCUUUUUGAUUGUCCCUUUUGCUUAUUUUUUGGACAUCAAUAAACUUUUAAGGAUGGUGCUGUGUGCAGUUCCGUCCUGCAACAACAGAAGCGAUUCCCAAAAUUGGAAAAAAAAUAUUUCUAAUAAUGGAGUGAGACGUUUGGGAGGUGUCAAGAUUACCUUUCACAGGUUACCUAAAGACCCUGAAAAGCGGAAAUGUUGGAUGGAAUUAUUAGGAAUCAACCAAUCUUCUUUUAAGUUGAUCGACAAUGUCCGAGUUUGCUCCCAGCAUUUUGAAACCAGUUGUUUCAAUAAACGAAGCAUUCGAAAGCUGUUAAAAGCAGAUGCUUUACCGUUAACACAUGUGAAAAAUUCCGCUGCUAUGAUCCAAAUAACCCAAACUGAUUCUACACAAAAUUCAAUAUCUCGAAAUAUUCUAACAAGUUUUUCAAGAAGUGAGACGGAUAAAUCAAGAGCAGAUUACAUGCGAAGAUAUAGGCAAUGUAAAAGUGAAGAAAAAUUGAAAACUGCAGGAGUAAAUCUAACAAAUCAAACAUUAUCUUCUUUUUUACAUACGGACAUUAAGAAGGAACCUGCAAAUUUUAUAGAAAAUACAGAAUCACUCUCACUACUGACUGUGAAAACAGAAGAAUAUGAAAACCCUACUAUCGACGUCGAUCCAGAAUGGGAAGAUUGCAUAAAGACAGAAGAAGGAAUAAAUGUAAAAGAAGAAUCAAAGAAUGACAAAAAUUUUGCAUUGAAAAUGGAUGUGAAAGAAGAAGUAGAGAGUGAUAUUAUUAAUGAACAAGAAGGAAUAAAACGUCACAGACUAUUUAUUGUUACACAACCAUCCCCUGUUAUUGAAGAAGAUGAAAUAAAAGAAGUUAUUGCUGAUCCCCUGCAGGUUAUUGAGCCAGUUGCAAAAAAGUUGUCCUGCUUCAAACCAUCCAUUUCAUUGCGCGAUAUCCGUACUUUGACCGAGAAAAUUCCUACACAUUUGCAAUCAAACGAGCUAACAGUACCGUUAAAAUACCUCAAGGCGAAAUGAAAUAAUAUCCCUAUGUAAAUGGUCCAAUGUCCAGUUGAAAUCUGCAUUGAAUGUUUUUAAAUCAAGUAUUGACAGCCAAAAUAUCAAUCAAAACGAUGAAAAAUCGGUUAAUGUCUUUUCGAAAUAUUAUUCUGAAAAUGAAUUUCUUGAAUUCUUUUUUGCCCACUACACACUUCCUCAAAUUAAUGAGGAAAAAU
Agrilus planipennis (emerald ash borer) is the source of this 1328-nucleotide messenger RNA. Its product is annotated as THAP domain-containing protein 2. Lineage: Eukaryota; Metazoa; Arthropoda; Insecta; Coleoptera; Buprestidae. The record is from RefSeq and is a predicted model, not a curated record. The coding region runs from base 157 to 1131 and encodes 324 amino acids. Gene Ontology annotation, molecular function: sequence-specific DNA binding. The transcript is spliced from 5 exons.